AUGGCUGGUGAUGAUGGUGCGCCACCACUACCACCACAGAAAAUCGAAAUUAAUAAUCCUUUCUACCUCGGUGCACAUGAUAGGUCGGGGGAUUUUAUCAUACCAAUUAGACUCAAACUUGAUAAUUUUGAUUCUUGGUCACAUGCCAUUAAAGUUGCUCUUUGUUCUUGUCGUAAAUUCGAUUUUCUUGAUGGCACGAUUACGGAUGUUGUGUCACUCGCAACAAAGGAGGAUUGGGUCGUGGUACAUUGUAUGCUCGUGUCAUGGCUCAUGAAUACAAUCGAUCCUGAGGUAAAAUCUAUGCUUUCAAAUUAUGAUAAUGCAAAACAGUUGUGGGAUGAUUUGCAUAAACGGUUUUGUGUUGUGAAUGGACCUCGGAUUCAUCAGUUGAAAUCUCAAAUUAAUAAAUGUGAGCAAACUAAAACCAUGUCUGUUGCGAUUUAUUUUGGAAAAUUAAAGGUUUUGUGGGAUGAACUUGCACAAUUACAACCUUUAAUUUCUUGUAAGUGUGGCAAAUGUACUUGUGAUGUUAGUAAGCAACACGUAAAGCAUCGUGAAGAUGAUAUGUUGCAACAAUUUUUACUUGGUUUGUAUUCCGAGUAUUAUACGCAAAUUAGGUCAAAUAUUCUUGCUCAAGACCCUUUGCCAUCAUUGAAUAAAGCCUAUCAACAAGUAUCUCAAGAAGAACUUGUACGUGGCUUUGCACGUGUCCAAGACGAACCCUCACUUCCCGUGGGGUUUGUUGUCCAUGCAACAGUGCUAAGCCUGCCUCGGACAAGCUUGUUUGUACUCAUUGCAAGAAGCCAGAUCAUUUGGCUUCAAACUGUUAUGCUUUACAAGUGUGUGCUCAUUGCAAAAAGCGAGGACAUGAUAUUACUCGCUACUUUGAAAUUGUUGGUUACCCUGAAGGAUGGACCACGGGGGAUCGAGGACGCAAGCCACCUAGUCAAGGCCGUGGGGUGGCACGUGCAAAUGCAGCAGCCGUCAGCAGCUCAUCUACAGCAUACCCGGCGUCAGACUCCUUCACCUCCACUCUUUCUCCGUCUUCAAGUGGACAAGUUUUCACGGCAGCAUAGUGGAAAGCUAUCAUGGGUUUCUUUGAUCAUUGAUACAGGUGCAACUCAUCAUGUCAUUGGAGAAAAAUCUUGGUUGUUUGUCAUUAAAAAUAUACAUUGCCCUAUGGGUUUGCCAAAUGGUGAUACUGUAGUUGCUAAUAUGGAGGGAUCGGUUUAUUUGUCAGCUACGAUCACUCUACAUCACGUUCUAUAUGACCAAAUGAAGGCCCUGAUUGGAACGGGAGUUAGGCGGGAUGGACUAUACUACUUCAGCAAAUCGGAGGUGGUAUCUGUAGUUGAAGCUACAUCUGAUGUGGAGUUGUGGCAUAAAAGAAUGGGGCAUCCUUCCGAGAAAGUAGUUAAGUCACUUCCGCAUGUCAGUAGAUCCAGGAGUAGUUUGAAUAAAAAUUGUGAAGUCUGUUUUCGUUCUAAACACCAUAGAGACAAGUUUCCUUUAAGGCUGUAUGGAUUUAUUUACUGA
Molecule: messenger RNA, 1536 nt
Organism: Amaranthus tricolor (Joseph's coat)
Lineage: Eukaryota; Viridiplantae; Streptophyta; Magnoliopsida; Caryophyllales; Amaranthaceae
Exons: 4
Coding region: 1-1536 (511 amino acids)
Source: RefSeq, a predicted model, not a curated record